AUGCAUUGUAGAUACGGUAAGGUUUAUGCGAAUAACGACGAAUUUAUGCGACAUUUCCAAAACUAUGUUCAAAAUAUGAUCAUAAUCGACCACAUGAAUCAGUUCACUCAUCAGUACAGUACAUUUUAUGGUGAAAAUGAAUUCACUGAUUGGAGUGAUGAGGAGUUUCGACGGAUUUUGCUUCCUGUUGGAUCAUUCAAAAAUAUGCGUGAACGUGCCACAUUCAUUUCAUCGUCAAUCGAUCAACGAAAACUGACCAAAUGGGAUGUGCACGAGGAAAUACCUGAGCAUUUCGACUGGCGUCCAUAUAAAGUUGUAACACCUGUUAAAUCGCAAUUUAAAUGCGGUUCAUGUUGGGCAUUUGCAACUGUUGGUACGGUUGAAUCUGCUUAUGCGAUCGGGACGGGCGAGUUACGCAAUCUCUCAGAACAACAGUUGCUCGACUGUAAUCUUGAUAAUAACGCGUGUGAUGGAGGCGAUGUGGAUAAAGCUUUGAGGUAUGUAUACGAUGAAGGAUUAGUUACGGAGUACGAUUAUCCAUAUGUAGCACAUCGACAGGAUCAGUGCGCUCUGCAUGGUACGAAAGCAUAUAUCAAGUCAGCUGUUUUCUUGCAUCAAGAUGAAGCUUCCAUUAUCGACUGGCUUAUUCACUAUGGUCCUGUUAAUGUCGGGAUCAAUGUGACCGGUGAUAUGAAGGCUUACAAAGGUGGUGUGUAUACGCCGAAGAAAUGGGAGUGCGAGAAUAAAAUUAUUGGAACGCAUGCGUUGAAUAUUGUUGGUUAUGGAACUUGGAAAGAGACAAACGAAAAGUAUUGGAUUGUUAAGAAUAGCUGGGGACAGAAUUAUGGAAUGGAAAAUGGUUAUGUGUAUUUUGCACGUGGCAUUAAUUCGUGUGGUAUCGAAGACGAACCUGUUGGUGUGCUUGCAUGA
Molecule: messenger RNA, 930 nt
Organism: Anisakis simplex (herring worm)
Lineage: Eukaryota; Metazoa; Nematoda; Chromadorea; Rhabditida; Anisakidae
Source: the annotation of a GenBank genome assembly